AUGGUUUGAUGCAUGGAGAUCGGAUACAUCAGCAUCCGCAGGAACUCAAGCAGAAACCCGGGAAUACUUCUCCGGUCGGCCGUUAGCACUAGCCCCGUGUCUUGCCUCACACCGUGCGGGUGCUCGAGUAGCCAGGUGAGCUCGUCUCUUUGUGAUCAGGAAAGCAAAGGAAACACACUGAGUGCUCAUCCUAAGAGUUUACAAUUGACCGGUAUCUCUGAGGGCUUUGAGAGUGUGACCGCAUGAACAAAUGCAGAGCGCGGUGCAUUGUCAUCUUGCAGAGGAGUGACGGUGUCUUAGACCGGCCCGCUGGGAGAGGACGAUGGCCCUGAGCGAUGGAAUCGGCGACCCUCUAGCCCUCAGCAACGGUGGGCAGCAUCCUCUCAGCGGCAGCGGACAUGCACCUUCAAACAUCAGGACAGCAGUCGGCAGUGGCCAGGACCCUCUCGCAUGCGACCCUGCUAGUGACUGUCUGACAGCAGGAGGAGAUGAAGAUGCAGCAUCAAAGUUGCAGCAGCAGCCACACACUAUUCAGCGAGUGAACAGAGCGAGCCAGAACGGUGGCGUGCUCAAACAGAAUGGAUCCCUGAGGAGUCUUCCCCCAGCAUCAGCCGCCUCUUCUUCUCCUGCCGUCGCCGUCAGAAGCCACCUUCCCUCCGCUGUGCCCCCGUCCUCUUCCUCUGCUGCACUCUGCUGCCAGCACUGUCACUUCCCCUCCGCUGUGUGCUGCCCCUGCGGCCAGCAGGAGUGCCCGCUCUUCCAGAAUCCAGGCACAGGUCCAGGUCCCGGCUCUGUUCCCCACACAGGGACCGGUUCAGCCUGCCCGUACUGCCUCUCUGCCUGCACGUACUCUCACCCUCAUUCUCUUCACCACCACCAUCAGCAGCGCUGGCAGGAACACCUUCAGAGCCAGACACAUGCACCAGGGAUCAGCCCUUCGACGCCUUUUCGAUUUCCCAGAAGCUAUGCUGAGCUAAUAGCUGAUUGGCCAGUGGUGGUGCUGGGUGUGUGCACGGUGCUUAUUGUGAUCUGUGCCCUGGUGGGCAUACUUGUGCCUGACCUGCCGGAUUUCUCUGACCCACUGCUCGGCUUCGAGCCACGGGGAACAGCCAUUGGCCAGCGACUAGUCACAUGGAACAAUAUGGUGAAGAACACGGGCUAUAAAGCCACACUGGCCAACUAUCCAUUCAAAUAUGCAGAUGAGCAGGCCAAAAUUCACCAAGAGCCCAGGCGGCCCAAAGACCACUUUGACAGAGACAAACGGCAAGCUGAGUGGGACUUCAGUAAAGAGUUCUUCUGUGAUGUGCCAGGUGACAGUUAUUCUAGACUGGUGUUCUCGUCAGCUGAAGGGAAGAACCUGUGGAGUAUUCAGGCCAUCAAAUCCAUGUGCAAUCUGGACAACGCAAGAGUGCGUUCCCACCGGGACUACUGGAAUCUUUGUCAGCGCACCAAUGCUGACUCCUGCUGCCCCAGCUGGACACUAGGUAACUACAUUGCUGUCCUCAACAACAGGUCAUCCUGCCAGAAGAUUACAGAACGAGACGUAUCGCACACACUCAAGAUCCUGCGCUCGUGUGCCAAAUACUAUCAUAACGGCACUCUGGGACCCGACUGCUGGGACAUGACCCUGCGGCGGAAAGACCAGCUAAAGUGUGCCAGUGUGCCCCGCAAGUGUACAAAAUACAACGCCAUCUACCAGAUCUUUCACUUUCUGGUAGACAAAGACUUCCUGAGUCCCAAGAGCCUGGAGUAUCCUCCGCCUGUGCUCAAGUACAGCAUGCUCUUUUCCCCCACGGAGAAAGGCGAGUCUAUGAUGAACAUUUACCUGGACAAUUUCGAGAACUGGAACGCCUCCGACGGCAUCACCACGGUCACAGGGAUCGAGUUUGGCAUUAAACACGACCUCUUUCAGGACUACCUCCUCACAGACACGGUGUAUCCUGCCAUAGCCAUAGUGAUUGUCCUGCUGGUCAUGUGCGUGUACACGCGGUCAGUUUUCAUCACACUCAUGACAAUAAUAGCCAUCAUCAGCUCGCUGAUUGUGUCAUACUUUCUCUACCGAAUGGUUUUCAACUUUGAGUUCUUCCCCUUCAUGAACCUCACAGCCCUGAUCAUCCUGGUAGGCAUCGGUGCAGAUGACGCCUUUGUGCUUUGUGACGUGUGGAACUACACUAAGUUCGAUAAGCCUCACGCUGAGCUGGCAGAGACGGUCGGCGUGACCCUUCAACACGCGGCCCUCUCUAUGUUUGUCACCAGCUUCACCACUGCUGCUGCUUUUUAUGCCAACUAUGUCAGCAACAUCACUGCCAUUCGCUGCUUCGGAGUCUACGCUGGCACUGCCAUAUUGGUCAACUAUAUUUUAAUGGUGACAUGGCUGCCCGCCGUGGUGGUGCUACAUGAACGCUACCUGCCGAACAUGUUCCUCUGCGCUAAGCCUCAGCACCAGCAGACAGGUUGUUGCACGCAGAUGUUCUGGGCCGGUCUUUGCCAAAAGGCCAACAACUGCCUCUUCACAGUUUCGGAGGCGUCGAGGAUAUUCUUUGAGAAGGUGCUGCCCUGCAUCGUCAUCAAGCUCCGCUACCUCUGGCUCUUCUGGUUUCUUGCCAUGACCGUGGGCGGGGCCUAUGUGGUUUGUGUAAACCCAAAGAUGAAGCUCCCCUCCUUGGAGCUGGCAGAGUUUCAGGUCUUCAGAUCUUCUCACCCAUUUGAGCGCUAUGAUGCAGAGUACAAAAAGCUUUUCAUGUUUGAGAGAGUCCAUCAUGGUGAGGACCUCCACAUGCCCAUUACCAUCAUCUGGGGGGUGACCCCUGUGGAUAAUGGAGAUCCCCUGAACCCCAAAAACAAAGGAAAGCUGAUGCUGGAUAGCAGUUUCAACAUUGCCAGUCCAGCAUCUCAGGUCUGGAUCCUCAACUUCUGCCAGAAAAUGAGAAACCAGAGCUUCGUCUUUCAGUCCGAAGAGCAGGACUUCACCAGCUGCUUCAUCGAGACGUUCAAACAGUGGAUGGAGAACCAGGACUGCGACGAGGCCUCUGUCUACCCUUGCUGCAGUCAGUCCAUCUUCCCAUACAAACAGGAUGUCUUUGAGUUGUGUAUCAAAAGAGCCAUCAUGGAGCUGGAUCGGAGUACUAACUACCACCUUGACAGCAAGACCCCUGGACCUCGAUUUGACAUCAACGACACCAUCAGAGCCAUUGUUUUAGAGUUCCAGAGCACCUUCCUCUUCACAUUGGCCUAUGAGAAGAUGUACCAGUUCUACCGCGAGGUGGAUGCCUGGAUCGAGGAGGAGCUUCGCUAUGCCCCAGCAGGCCUCAGCUAUGGCUGGUUUGUGAGCAACCUGGAGUUCUAUGACCUUCAGGACAGCCUGUCAGAUGGGACUCUGAUUGCUAUGGCGCUGUCAGUGGCCGUUGCUUUCAGCGUCAUGCUCCUAACCACCUGGAAUUUCAUCAUCAGCCUGUAUGCCAUCCUGUCCAUUGCAGGGACCAUAUUUGUCACAGUGGGCUCUCUGGUGCUUCUGGGCUGGGAGCUCAAUGUCUUGGAGUCUGUGACCAUUUCAGUGGCGGUCGGACUGUCAGUGGACUUUGCUGUCCACUACGGCGUGGCCUACCGACUUGCCCCAGAGCCGGACCGUGAGGGAAAGGUGAUAUUUUCCCUCAGUCGGAUGGGUUCUGCUAUUGCAAUGGCAGCACUAACCACCUUUGUUGCCGGCGCAAUGAUGAUGCCGUCAACUGUCCUGGCCUACACGCAGCUGGGCAUGUUCAUGAUGCUGAUCAUGUGCAUCAGCUGGGCCUUUGCCACCUUCUUUUUUCAGUGCAUGUGCCGCUGCCUGGGGCCCCAGGGCACCUGUGGCCAGAUACCACUGCCCAAAAAACUGCAGUGUCAGGCCUUCACCGAGACCACAUCCAGCAGCCCCUCGCCCCAGGGGAAGAGUUCUGGUCUUGCGAAAUACCAGCUGGACAGCAAGGGUGGUGAGGUGGAACAUUAUGAGCUGGAGCCUUUAGCAUCCAGUCAAAAAACUGAGGAUAAACCGCACGAAGAGCGUGAUUCCAGCACUCAGCUUUAUAACAGAAUUCCUCCUCACCACCACGCUGCUCCUUUUCCAAACAUUCAUUACUCGAACACCGAAGCCGGCGAAAGAGGAUCUGAGAAUGGGCACGUAGCCACGCUGAGCACACCGUGCAGGUGCCAGUACUCGCAAAACACCAACUGCACAUGUGGGGAUCCUCCUCAUCUGCUUCAGCAGUGGAACCCACAUUCCUGUGCGCAGGAUUCUCGCUCCUGCCCUCCAACCUCUCAGCUCUUCCCCCUCUCAGGAAGCCCCCUCAGCAAACAAAACGCGACCCUUUUACCAACAAACCUGGACCCAGCCUACACACGCGUGGAGUGCUGUAUGCACUACUUCCACUGUCCACUCACUCAUUUCCACCACUGCUCACAGGGGAGAGUGGUGACCCCCAGGCAAGGAGCUCCCCACACCUGUCACCUCAGGAAGCAGUGUGUCCAUACUGCGGCCCUGCAGGCUGCCUCAGUAGGAGACCAGAGAUUCACAAGCCCAAAGCAGGACGCUGGCCCGGAUCCAGGACCAGGACCUGGCUCUGAUUCUGAGACUGCUGGAGAAGUCAUAGUUCAUAGGCAUGAAAUGUCAUUACCUGACAGUAGCCAAAAUAUCAGCACCACAGCACAGCCUCAAAGCCCCUGCCCCUCCCCCUCUGCAGGCUCAUUACACAAAAGCUGCCAUGAAUGUGCAACGGACACCAGCCGUUAUCGUGGUGAUAACCACACACCCACCACAAGAACUGAAACUGCAAUGCACAUGGAUGUUUGCAAAGUCCCUGGCGACCAGGACAAGCCUGACAGUAUUCCCGUCACACGGGAAGAGACAAGCAAGCGGAACUCAAAAAGAGAGCGGGCGGCCUCUGCCUCUCCAAAGAAACUCAACUGUUUUAACAGGACGUUGAAAGUGAAGUGCAGUUCAGCGUCAGACGUGCCAAAAAGCGAAGCCAGUGUGCCUCCUAUUGCAAUAAGCACUACUAAUCCCUCUUCUGAAAGUUUAUGCUGACAAUAAGUGAAGUCAGUAUCACAAACCAAAAGUCCAAGAAAUGUUGUGCAAUCGUACAAGGUGUGGGAUGUGUUGACCAAGUGCCUCAGUGUGUUUCAUAAAGCACGGACUCACUACAUGUAUUCAGUUUAGUUUUCUUUUUGUACUCCCAGCGUUUCACGUCCCAGAUGUGAUUGUUGUUUUUUAACAGUGAAACAAACACUAUUGAUGAAGCUGCAUCAUCACUGUGGGAAGCCAAUGGUCGUUUUUUUUAGUUUUGUUGGCGACGCCAGUUUGAAAUGUUUUUAAAUCGUGUGUUAAAUACGCAGCAGCCAUUCGCACCGACAUGAAAUCGCGCCGCCUCUGUUGCUUUGUGUUGUGGUCAGUGCCACGUCUUACAAGCUUGUUGCUCUCUAUCACUUUUUUGUAUGUGCUGGAGUCCGUGUUCACUUCCCAGUGUACUCUUGUUGCCACUUGCCUCAGAUAAAAGCUGUACUGUAUGAUUAAAC
Messenger RNA from Pelmatolapia mariae (spotted tilapia), 5544 nucleotides. Its product is annotated as protein dispatched homolog 1-like. The transcript has 12 exons. Gene Ontology annotation, biological process: smoothened signaling pathway. Bases 323 to 5056 code for a protein of 1577 amino acids. Gene Ontology annotation, molecular function: peptide transmembrane transporter activity. Lineage: Eukaryota; Metazoa; Chordata; Actinopteri; Cichliformes; Cichlidae. Gene Ontology annotation, cellular component: membrane. The record is from RefSeq and is a predicted model, not a curated record.